AUGUAUAGGGAUUUUGAAUCAAACCUAAGCCUGCUACUCGUCGACACCCUUCCCUGGCUUACAUGCCGAAAAGCCUGGAAAGGUAGAGAACAGCUGGUACAGGCUUUUAUUCAAUUCUACCAAGCGGAUGGCCAUCUUUCUGCGUCUUCUUUAGCUUAUUCUCGAUGGAAGGCUCAGCAAGAGGCCGGCGCAAGCCUGGAGGACAUUGCAAGAUUAGAAAUACUUACGGGGAUUGGAAUCCUGUCCAAUACGGUCCCAUCCUGUUUUUGGCUGCUCUUUGACAUACUAUCUCGCCCUGAGCUAUUAAGCGCCAUACAAGAUGAGAUUCAUCAGAAUGCGCUCUCCAUCGACUCGACAGGAACCCAUACCCUGGAUUUAGCAGAUAUCCGGGGAAAGUGCCCGACACUUCUCUCGUCAUUCCAGGAGACCCUUAGAACGCGAUCUAAUUCCGGUCAGGUCCGUGUGAUAUACCAAGAUACACUAUUAAAUGAUCGCUGGCUCUUGAAGGCAGGUUCAACCCUCCUGAUUCCUGCGCCAUCCAUCAAUAAGAAUAACUCAACGUGGGGAUCGGACGCCGGGGACUUUGACUCGCAGCGCUUUACCAAAAUCGCUCACCAAACGCACAAGAAAUCGAAAGCAUCCGGGUUUUUAUCCUUCGGUCUAUCUCCACAUAUUUGCGCUGGGCGCCAUUUUGCAACCGGAGAGAUCUUGGCUCUCGUUGCGUUACUUCUUGUGCGAUAUGAUAUUCGUCCCAUCCAGGGCUCUUGGACUGAACCUAAAACGAAUGCGAAGGCAGUCGCUGCAUCGCUUCCCCCGGCAGCUGAAAAGUUCAUGGUGACUGCAGUCGAAAGACCGGAAUAUAAGGGGCUAGAAUGGAGGACGACUGUGACUCCUGGGAAGGGGACGUAUGGCCUGAUAAUUGGCCUUGAUAUCUAUCUUCAACUGUCCAGCGUCGGUGAGGAAAUGCGGAGGGGCUGA
Messenger RNA from Aspergillus oryzae RIB40, 978 nucleotides. RefSeq names its product cytochrome P450. Gene Ontology annotation, molecular function: monooxygenase activity; oxidoreductase activity, acting on paired donors, with incorporation or reduction of molecular oxygen; iron ion binding. The transcript has 3 exons. NCBI's taxonomy places the organism in Eukaryota, Fungi, Ascomycota, Eurotiomycetes, Eurotiales, Aspergillaceae. The record is from RefSeq and is a predicted model, not a curated record. Bases 1 to 978 code for a protein of 325 amino acids.